Etheostoma spectabile (orangethroat darter) is the source of this 3860-nucleotide messenger RNA. It is a transcript of the gene arhgap22b, whose product is annotated as Rho GTPase activating protein 22b. The coding region runs from base 148 to 2409 and encodes 753 amino acids. Gene Ontology annotation, cellular component: focal adhesion. Lineage: Eukaryota; Metazoa; Chordata; Actinopteri; Perciformes; Percidae. Gene Ontology annotation, molecular function: GTPase activator activity. The record is from RefSeq and is a predicted model, not a curated record. The transcript has 10 exons. Gene Ontology annotation, biological process: activation of GTPase activity; signal transduction.
CCAACCCCCUAGCUGCCGGCCGCACUGCAGAAGGUCAGGGAGAGAAGAAGAGGAGAGAGGCAGAGACACAGAGCGGCAGAGGAAGAGACAGGGGCGGGGUGCUUGGAUGUACACGAACAUGCCAAGAGGAGAGAGCGUGGACGAGCGAUGACAGCCAUGCUGAGCCCAAAGAUCAGACAGACCAGGAGAGCCAGGUCCAAGAGCAUGGUGAUGGGCGAGGUGUCACAGGGGCCGUGCCGGUCGGCCUCCCCCAGCCUCCAGGAAGGGGCGCUGAAAGCUGGCUGGCUGAAGAAGCAGCGCAGCAUCAUGAAGAACUGGCAGCUGCGCUGGUUUGUGUUGCGCUCGGAUCAGCUCUUCUUCUAUAAAGACGAGGAAGAAACCAAACCACAGGGCUGUAUACCUCUGCAGGGAUGCCAGGUCAACGAGCUCACAGCAAAUCCGGACGAACCAGGAAGACACCUUUUUGAGAUUGUACCAGGUGGAACAGGAGAGAAGGACCGGGCCCCGAUCAGCCAUGAGUCCUUCCUGCUCAUGGCAAACUCCCAGAAUGACAUGGAUGACUGGGUCAAGGCCAUACGGCGGGUCAUCUGGGCGCCGUUUGGAGGAGGGAUAUUUGGUCAGCGUUUAGAGGACACAGUGCAGUAUGAGAAGAAGUUUGGCCCCCGGCUGGCCCCCCUGCUGGUGGAGCAGUGUGUGGACUUCAUCAGGGACAGGGGUUUGGACGAGGAGGGUCUCUUUCGGAUGCCAGGACAGGCCAACCUGGUCAAAGAGCUGCAGGAGGCCUUCGACUGCGGGGACAAGCCUCUGUUUGACAGUAAUACAGAUGUCCACACGGUGGCAUCCUUGCUGAAGUUGUACCUGCGAGAGCUGCCUGAACCAGUCAUUCCCUUCUCCAAAUAUGAAGACUUUCUGACCUGUGCACAGCUUUUGGCCAAAGAUGAGGAGGAAGGAGUCCAGGAGCUGGGAAGACAAGUUAGCACUCUACCUCUACCUAACUACAAUCUCCUCACGUACAUAUGCAAAUUCCUUGAUGAGGUGCAGUCCCACUCUAUCGAGAACAAGAUGAGUGUCCAAAACCUAGCCACAGUAUUUGGACCAAAUAUCCUUCGGCCCAAGAUGGAGGACCCAGUCACUAUCAUGGAAGGUACCUCUCUGGUCCAGCACCUGAUGACAAUACUUAUAAGGGAACACAACCGAUUGUACUCAGGGUGGGACCCGGAGGGACUCACCGUUCCCCAAACAGAGCUCCCUGUCCAGGGACAUCAGCUCCAGCAUCGCAGCCUCGGAGCCUGGAUCUCAGAGGAAGACCUCCAGAGCUGCCCUGUGUCUAACCCAGACCAAGAACUGCACAGCAGUGCCUCGUCUUUGGAUGCCAAACUGUGUGCGGCCGUCACUCCCACCCAGACCCCUAACCUGAACCCUGGACCAAAACUGGGUUCCCCAUCAGGGAAAGGAGAGACAGUGGUCAGCCCGAGUAAACAAGCCAAGACCACACCUUCCUGGAAAUACUCUUUCAAAAGCUCCUCGGCGCCUCGUUCCCAGCCGCAAGGCAAGCAAAGCAGCAGCGGCAGCUCUGUGGCUGAAAUCACUAGUGUAGCUUCUGGUGGGGGAGGAGGUGGAGGUGGAGGUGGAGGUGGAGGUAACUGGCUCAUGAACGGUUUGUCCUCCUUGAGGGGACACCGGCGCACAUCAUCAGGCGAGCGGUCUGCCCGCGACCGCGACUCCACCGGCUCCUCACAGAGACUGUCCACCUACGACAAUGUCACUUCUUCUUCGAGCAUGGGGAGCGUUCCAAGUGUCACCAGCACACCUUGGUCCACUUCCUCCUGCGAAAUCUCCACCCCCGACUCAGGAAGUGAGCCCUUGUCCAACCAGAACGGCGGUGUAAGGGGUGAAAGUGGGGAAAAAGGGGAGUGGGUGGAGAGCCAGAGGGAGAUUGACAGAGCAAGGGACGGAGGGACGACGACAGACCCGAGCUCUGAGCAGGACAGUUGUGAGGCCAUGGAGCUGUGCAGUAGCAGUGCAGCCUGCAGUGAGAAUGGAAACAUGGCCAUGGCUGCCGGGGUGCCGUCCAUUAUCAUGUCUGAGGAUGGGGACGGGGCAAAUCUAACACUGAGCAGUCUGGUGGAAGGACUGAAGGACGAGUUGAGGAAGCAGAAGACUGCAUAUGAGACCAGGAUUCUAAAACUGGAGGAGUCCAGCGCUGUUCUGUGUGCGCAAAUGGAACGUUUGGAACAAGAGAUGGAGCAGGAGAGGAAGAAGCAACGCAUGCUAGAGAUCAAACUACGAAACUCAGAGCGGGCGCGGGAGGAUGCGGAGAACCGCAACCGGCUUCUGGAGAAGGAGAUGGAGGAUUUCUUUUCCACACUGGGAGAUCUGGCCCUGGGUGCGAGGACUAGUGACAUUUGAUACGGCAUCGGUCCGUGGCCAAAACUGUCAAGGCUUGUAUUGUAUGUAUCGGGGGUUGGGUGUUUUUCAGGGGCUCAUGUCCUCCUUCAGAGUAACAGGGCGUUCCUUCAAAAGAAAAAGAAAAGAAGAAAAUAAAGGAAUCUGCCAUGUUUGUGUAUAUUCAGGACAAACUCAAAGGGAACUGAAAUAUGGAGACAGGAAAUUCUGAAGGGCUUAAAUGUAGAAUUUGGACUGACUUUGUGGUCCUUGUCAGAAUCAUCUCAAUUGAGCACUGAGCGAUUUGAGUUUCUCACGCAUGCCUGAAAUGGAUGGGUAAGAUAAAUGUGUCCAGGGCUUGUCUGGCGAAGGCAGUAUUUUAACAGUCCAGGUGCCUGAAAGUGAUGGUGGAACGUAAUGUAAUUUCUCUGAAAUUUUCUAUAGUCCUACUGGAGAGCACUGACUUCUUCAAUCACUACUUUACAAGGACAUUAUGAAUGGAUUUAAUGCUGGAACUGUAUGACUCAUUAGAGACAAUGUUAGACUGACAGCCAACUGAUAUUUAUCUUUUCUGAUAUUUAUCUUUAAGUAAUAGUGCUAUGUUUUAGGGAGUACACUUAUUUGCCUUCUUGCUGAGAGGUUUGAUACCACUCUCAGGUCUGAAGGAUUAAUAUUAGGCCAAAGCUAGCAGCUGGUUAGGCUAGCCUAACAUAGGGGGAGAGAGUUAGCCUAGCCUAGUACACACCUUUUAGCCCUUGUGUUGUCUUCCCGUCCACCAUGAGAGAAAAAAGUUUUGGUCACUUUUUUUCAACAUUAGUAUUGUUUUUUUCCCAACAUCUUCAACAAAAACACUUUUUCAGGUGUUUUUUCCAAAGUUUUUGAUAUUUUUAAUCUUGAUAUUUAUUUUGACUGCCUAUUUUUUGUGACAAAAAAAUAAAUUAACUGUAAACGGAUCAAAUUUAACCUAAGGACAACGUGAGGGUUAAAAAAAAAUCUGCUAACCAACACUUCUAAAGCUAACUAAUAACACGUGUGUUGUUUAUUUGAUUCUUACAAAAAACAAAAGGCAAAAAAUACUUUUUUUUCAUUUUAUGUUGGCCAGCGCUAGGCUAACUCUUCCAACUGUAGCCUACAUUAAGCUAGGCUAACUCUUCCAACUGUAGCCUACAUUAAGCUAGGAGCUAACUCUUCCAACUGUAGCAUACAUUAAGCUAGGCUAACUCUUCCGACUGUAGCCUACAUUAAGCUAGGCUAACUCGUCCGACUGUACCCUACAUUAAGCUAGGCUAACUCUUCCAACUAUAGCCUAAAUUAAGCUAGGCUAACCAGCUGCUUGCUGUAGCUUCAUAUUUACCCUACAGACAUGAGAGUGAUAUCAAUCUCCUUAGCUUGUUCUCAGCAAAAAACAUGAACUAAUGUAUUGCCUAAAAUAUCAAGCUAUUCAUUGAUAAGGCAGUUCAACCAAAUAAAAAAAA